Molecule: messenger RNA, 3875 nt
Organism: Lepisosteus oculatus (spotted gar)
Lineage: Eukaryota; Metazoa; Chordata; Actinopteri; Semionotiformes; Lepisosteidae
Source: RefSeq, a predicted model, not a curated record
CGUCUCUGUGUUUCGCUCCCAUGCGCAUGAAAUAAAAACUUCUUUUAACUUCUGAGACGGACUCCUGAAACGGUAACGGGGAAAAAUACAAGCUUGCGGAUUGCUAAAGCAGGGAAUUCUGAACUUUGGUAACAGUGAAAACAAAUUAUGCUAUGAUAUUCUUGAAGAAAGACCAUGGGCGGUGACUGUCUGUCGUUGCAGAUAAUUUCUUUCUGUCGCACGUCUCGAAGUACUCAGCAGUACAAUAUAUCGCGAUCGAGACGACUCUUUAGCAUUCAGAGGUGUUGUUGCUAGAGGUUCCUCUAGAGGGAGCCCCAGAGAUCACGGCGAAGAAGAGCGAAUGAACAGCACAGGUCCUGCACAAGCUACGUCUAAAGUCGGGACGGCGCUAUAUGCUGUAUAUUGAGCUAACAAUACUUGCAACAGUUGUCAUUGUGAUUCAAAUAAUAAUAAGUGCUCCUAUCAAAGAGCUCCAGUAAACGCACGAAUGACCAAAAGUUUUGCUUUCGACUUUUAGCUGUCUAGGGCUCAAGCGAACUGCCUGACACCAGAAUUGCUGCAGUAUUCUGACCUACAGGGGCUGCGUGGGUAAGAUCACACUGAUUACAUUGCUGUUAUGAUGUAUGGAGAUUUGCUGGCUGGAUCUGUUUCCCUUUGGCGGACGUAUACCUCCUUGGAGGCUGUGUUAUACCAGAUGUGUAACUGCGGAGAAGUCCCGUCCUGUCCGGUAAACGAGACGAGCAGGCUUAUUUUGUUUCUUUUAGUAGUUCGUGUUAUGUGCUAUAACUGUAGCUGUAACACGACAGCUGUAACUGUACUUACUGUAAAAAAAAAAGUCACGGUAAGUAGUGAUUAGACAGAAACACUUCAUUUGGAAAAGAGCAAAUAAAAAACCCUUUUUGACUAUCGUCUGUUUUUUUUUUCUUGCAUGUGGUACAUUUGUCGAUCUAGGUUUUUUUGCAGUAGAUUCUGUAGGACUGCACUUGUACACCACAAUGUCCGACUAGAGCACCAUAAGCAGACCAGAAGAUUAGAUUAGAUGUCCACGAAAUGUGUCACAGAUAGAAGCCAAACGGCAAAAAAUACAAACUCGAAGGCGACGCCAAGUCCGAGGCGUGGUAUUUCAUGUUAACAUCCCCACUUCUUCCAAGUUUGAGCGACAGAAUUCUCUCAAUUUAUUUAUUUUUUAUCAUUUGAAUGGUAUACAUGAAAAAUGCAUCGGCUUCGUUUCCUUCUUUUUCCCAUAAUAUUUACAGUUAAUUUACCAGAAAAGCUGCAACAAACUGCCUAAGAUUUACCCAAAUUGCCAUGAUUUUAAAAUAUUUCUUUUAAAAUAAAAGGUAACUGAACGGUUCCACCCAAACACCAACUCUUAUUUUAUUUACAGAUUUUUUCUGAUGUCGCCUGUUAACGUUUUCUUUUUUUUAGAAGUUGCCCCGCUUAUUCAAAGCAAAGUGACAGCAGUUGUUAGCCCGCAAUCGAGCAGCCCGCCGUAAGACAUUUUAAGAAAAUUAACUUUAUUACCGCAAUGUAUACAAUUCUUUAAAAGAAUGCGGUUCUAAAAUAACGUUUCUUCAAAACAAUUAUAAGCUCAUAAAAAGUGUGAUUGUGCUUAAUCAAUCAUAUUGUUCGGCAAGUGGGCUGGUGUCCCGGGUGUUACCACUUGCUGAAACUCAUUGCCUGCCUCCUAAAUCCUGCAACCCCGAGACAGGGCCGAGGAGGGGUCACCUGGCAAAUCUGUACCGAGACUGGGGGGGUCACCAUCGGAGAGAGUUUUACUUGUGUAUCUACAUAAUACAUUCAAUGUACGUGGUAAAAAAAAACACUUGUGUUUUCUCGAGUUUGUGUUUCCAAGCAUUGAAGAGAAAAGGCCCGAUUAGCAUGUUAUCUGUACAAGUUCCCUUCUUUUUCCCCAGUUUAUGGAUUGGAAUAUAUGGCAAAAUGCAGCUUGUGUCAGAAAGCCGUUUUAAUUAAGGGUUUAUUGAUAACGUAUUGGGUAAUAUUAUUGUAUAUCCAAUUCUUUAAAAGCCUGUUUGAUUAUGUUCGUAUUUGUUGAUGGUGCAGUUGUUUCCAUUUCACUUUAAGAACACUUUCUUCUGUGGGGUACAUGCUGGCCUGCUAUGUACUGUAUGUCUGUUUCAUUUAUUCUCUUUACUGCGUUCCGCUCUUCAGUUUCCGGGAAGAGACGGCAGACUUUCUCACCGAAUAUUGCAGAGCUCCGACUCCACUAAACCCCGAGCAUAUUGUUGUCCUUAAUGGGUGCACCUCUGCUCUUGCUGCCCUGACCACUGUGUUGAUGGAGCCUGGAGAUGGCUACCUGAUUCCCUCACCUUACUAUGGGGGUAUAGCUACAUACACGUGGCUGUAUGGAGAAGUGAACCCAGUUCCUGUUCCACUGGACAGUAAGAUUUCCAGAGGUAAAGGAUAUCCACUCAUGCUGGCAGUCGAUAAGCUAGAAGAUGCCAUGUCUGAGGCCACAAAGAAGGGCAUCAGAGUCAGAGGUUUAAUCCUGACGAACCCUCACAAUCCUUUAGGGGUGGUUUACCCAGCUGAAGUACUGAUGGACUGCCUGGAGUUUGCACACAGGUAUAAGCUACAUGUAAUUGUUGAUGAGAUAUACAUGUUAUCAGUAUAUGAUGGAAAAGCCUUCACAAGCAUUCAUAGCUUCGAAAGCUUACCUGAUCCAGAGCGAACACACGUGCUGUGGGGAUUUAGCAAAGAUUUUGCACUGGCUGGGCUUCGGGUGGGAACUGUCCACACCAGGAACCAGGAGGUGCGCAGGGCUCUGAUCCGGUUGGCUAGUUUUCACAGCUGCGCUGGCCCGACCCAGCAGCUGCUUACCCACCUUCUUCAGGACAGAGACUGGAUAAACACAACAUUUCUGCCCUCCAACAGAAGGCGACUCUUGGAGUCCAGGGCAAUUCUAGUGAAAGGACUGCAAGACAUUGGCGUCUCAGUUCUUAAAAGCUCUGCUGGCUUCUUUGUUUGGGCUGAUCUGAGAUCGUUCUUAAAGGAACAGUCCUUUGAGGCAGAGAUGGACUUGUGGUGGAGGCUGAUUCAUGAGAAAGUGUUCAUUAGCCCUGGACAGGUCUUCAGCUCUUGUGAGCCUGGUUGGUUUAGAGUGGUCUUUUCGGACACAGUUGAAAACAUUAAGAUAGGCGUUGACAGAAUAAAGAAGGCUUUGGGGGCUCCAGCAAUCAUAGCUGAGAAGUAUGUCCACCACCACGCAAGUUAAUUUGAGGAUACAGAAGAAAAGCAGCUCAUAACCCAAACCACAACCCUGGAGCACAGUGCAAGCUGAAGGAGCCAUGGACAUUCAGUUGCACUUGGAGACUUUCUAAUUGGGCAGAUUGGCAAUCUGGCAAACAGUAGAUUUAUAGGACAGCACAAAUGAAUGCAAUAAUAAAUGAAGAAACCAAAAUGGGCUUAUUUAUUCUUCUUUAACAUUUUGGGCAUGGGAAAGAUAGAUUGUCUACAAAGACUUGGCUCUGAGAUCUGUUUGAUAGUCUGCAUGGAAGAGACACGUUGUCGUAUUACAGUUUAGUUUGCAAAAAAAGAGAAAAGUAUGUGUGUUUUCUUCUAUUUGUAUGAGAGAGAGGUUAAAGAGAAAAAAGUUUUGGUUUACAGUGAGGUAAAUGAAAAUAAUGAGUGAAGAAAGAUGAGCAGCCAUUUUACAUCCUUGACAUGCCCAUAUUGGAAACAGCUAAACCGAGUUUAAACAGCAAUCAAAUGUAAUAUGAGGCAGGAUUUGAUAUGAAAUUAAAUGCUCAUGCCAUGCACAAAUUAAUAAGCAUCCAUGCCUGUGAUGACUUUCAACACUUUUUAUUAGUUGCUGUUGUCUACAUGAAGUUCAAUGAUUAAAAAAAUACAUGAAA